AUGAAUAAUUUGGUAUAUAUUCCCUUUAGAAUAACCAAAGAUAUAGCGAUAGGUGAAGAAUUAAGAAGAGUUAUCAAAAGAGAUUAUUACCAAAGUCCCAAUAUUUUUGAAAAUGAUUUAACUCAGUUGACUAAAAUUCGUAAGAAGAUAGUGAGUUUAAAGGAUGAACAAGUUGAUAAGUCAUUAGAGAUCUUUUUGAGACAAUAUUAUGUCCAAGUAGUCAAUUUGACUAAGAAAUUCAAUAAUGAAAUCAUUAUGUUCGAAUGGUAUGGUACUUUGGGCUAUGAGCCUUCAGGGCCCUACAAAUUAAGAUCACUCAAAUUUGAACAGUACAAUGUCAUUUAUCAAUUGGGGAGUUUCUUUGCACAAUUAGCAAUCAAAGAGAAUCGAUUCACUGAAGAAGGAUUGAAGAGAAGCUGUAAUUACUUUCAAAUGUCAGCUGGCUGUUUUGAAAUCUUGAAUGAAAUCAUUAACGAAGAUAAUUUUGUAAUGGAUGAAUUCUCUAAUGACUGUUUACAAUUUUUGAAGUAUCUAAUGUUAGCACAAGCUCAAGAAACAAUAUGGCAAAAAUCCAUAAAUUCUGAAAUGAAAAACAGUAUAAUUGUCAAGUUAUCAAUAGAAACCAGUAACUUAUAUUCAAAAUGUAUUGAAUAUGGAAAUAAAUCCGAUUUCAUAAAAUUAGAAUACAUUAAUCAUUGUACUAUAAAACAUUAUCAUUUCCACAGUGCUUCCAAUUACAGAUUAUCCCUUAUGUCUUUAGAAUCUCAACAAUAUGGUCAACAAGUCGCUUAUCUUAGAAAGAGUUUGGAAUUGAGUGUCAAGGGAUUAAAGUAUCAAAGGUACGUUAAGAAUUAUGUUGUUGAAGAUUUAAAAGGAUUGAAUGAAAUGAUUGAAGACAGUUUGAAGACUGCUGAAAGAGAUAAUGAUUUAAUCUAUCAUAAGCCAAUUCCAAAUGAAUUGCCUGUUACUCAAGGAGCUUUUGUUGUGAAUACCAUCAAAAUUGAAGAAUUAAGAAUACCUUUGGAAAGUGAUCGAUUGUUUUUGACAAACUUAUUACCAUAUAAGAUCAUUCAAAUCUCUUUGGCUUAUAAAGAACGUCAAGAUAGUUUCAUUCUUCAAAAGAUCUUAGAACCUUUACAAUCAUUAAAUAAAAUGAUGAACCAUUUUUUAACUGAACGAGAAUUACCAGCAUCUAUUGAUGCUUUACAGAAACCGGAAAAUAUCCCUGAACUGAUAAUCCAACAUAGUCAAGACAUCAUCAGUUAUGGUGGUGCUAAAGCUAUUGAAAAUUUAUACGAUACUAUCUUAAAUCUUUCGUCUGAUUGUCGAGACAUUCACGAAGGAUGCAGUUCUAGAUUGACUAUUGAAGAAGACGAAGAUGAAUUCUUCCGUCAAAAGUACAAUGAAUUAUGGGAUAGGCAAACAAGUAAGGCUGCGGGUGAAUUACUUUGGAAUAAGAUUAAUAGUAUGGAUGAUUAUCUCAAUCAAGCCGAUAAGGCUGAUGAUAUCAUCUUGAGUAAUUAUCAUCAAAUCAAAGGUUAUUUACAAUUAUAUCAAGGAGGUUACGAAUCUUUGAGUAAAUUUAUACCCAAUUCCACAUUAAUCUCCUUGAAACCAGACACAAGAACAAUUCUAAUUGAUAUCAGAGAAGCUUUAAAUGAAACACAAGAAUUAGAACUUUCACGUAAACAUUUCUUGAAAAAAUUGGAGAAUAAGAGUAAAGACAACAACAUUUUACCCAAGUUAGUGGAUCAUUUCAAGAAAAAUCAAAUUAUUGAAAUAUCCGAUGAUACUUUCGAACCCUUAUAUUCUCAUCACAUUAAGGUAUUCAAUGAAGACUUAGAAUUCGUAGAAUGGCUGAAGAAUAAACAAAUAGUGUUGGAAAACAAAAUCGAUGAGUUGAACAAUUUGUUCAUUGCUAAUUUUAAUGCACAAGAAGGUAAUGAAGAAGCCAAUAAUGAUAGACGUAGUGUUCUACAAGUGUUAGAAAAUGCUUAUUCUCGCUAUUUACAAUUGAUCACCAACUUGAACGAAGCAGCCAAGUUUUAUAAUGAUUUCAAGACCAAAGGAUUGAAAGUUGUUCAUGAAUGUGAUGAAUUUGUUAAUAAUAGAAGAAAAGUUGCCAGAGAUCUAGAAUUGAAAUUAUCACCAAAUUCAGAACCGAUAUCACAACCAAGAAAUCAGUUACCCAAGUACGAUAAUGACUAUGACGAUUCAGAUUCUGACGAAGAAGGUCGAUUUGAAGGCCCCAGAAUAGUAACACCUAUCCCCAUAGUUGCCUCCCCCGUUCCUAUGGAUAGAAACGACACCUCCACACCACUGACCAAGGAAUUGAAUGAAUUGCAAAACCAUUUCAAUCAAACAAGGAUCCGUAAGUAG
Messenger RNA from Yamadazyma jaroonii, 2379 nucleotides. NCBI's taxonomy places the organism in Eukaryota, Fungi, Ascomycota, Pichiomycetes, Serinales, Debaryomycetaceae. The record is from the annotation of a GenBank genome assembly.